Messenger RNA from Ilex paraguariensis (yerba mate), 480 nucleotides. NCBI's taxonomy places the organism in Eukaryota, Viridiplantae, Streptophyta, Magnoliopsida, Aquifoliales, Aquifoliaceae. The record is from the annotation of a GenBank genome assembly.
AUGGCCAAUCAGAACCAUGGCACAUCAGAUGUUGCAUUGUCUACGCUACAAGAUUGUAAAGAUGCUUUAUCAUUAUUUCGAGAAGGAACUGAAUCAACAUGCAAACCAGCCCAUAUUACUCCUGCUGCGCAAGAAUGCAUGAGUAAACUUCUUCAUGAUUUUGAGACAAAGAUGUCGGAUGAUUUGCACACACCAACUGUAGUAAAUGCUUCUCUUCAAGAAGCAUCGAGACUCAUGAAUAGUUCUUUGAACAUGCUUAAGUUUGGAGGCCAUGUGUGCCCGUUAAACAAGGACAGCCCACUACGCCAGUUCAACAAGACCAGCCCUGUGUGCCAGUUCAACUACAACCCGUCGUACCUGUUCAACAAGAACAGCCUUUUGUGCCAGUUCAACGAAGUCAGUAAUGUGCGCCAGCUGAUAAAGAACUCAAGGCACCUCCAGACUCGAAUUGAUGGUCCAUGGCUUUGCUUUGGUCGAUAG